Molecule: messenger RNA, 3276 nt
Organism: Corvus hawaiiensis (hawaiian crow)
Lineage: Eukaryota; Metazoa; Chordata; Aves; Passeriformes; Corvidae
Gene: SCEL
Product: sciellin
Exons: 19
Coding region: 454-1626 (390 amino acids)
Biological process (GO): epidermis development
Cellular component (GO): cytoplasm
Source: RefSeq, a predicted model, not a curated record
CUAACAGCAACUGCCAGCCAGCAAAAGUAGAUAACAAGAGGUGAACUUUCAGUCUGCUUUAGCCUGAAACUUGAAUCUUGGUGGAAAAGGGAUUUUAUCUGUUGGAAGUAGUAACUGGAGGCACAUCAGGCAUCCUCUAUUCAGUGGUCAAGUCUUCAAAGGAUUUGAGAGCAGUGGAAGUUCUUGCAUCUGGAAAGCUCUCCUGAGCUACACUCUUCAGUGCCAAAAUUGGGUGCCACCCUUUUCCACACCUCCUACCUCCUCCUUAAGUGACUCAGCUUCUGAAGGAGAAACCUCCUUACUUUUCAGGCAGCUGGAUGGGGAAGAACAGUUCAGCUCUCAGUCUGCUUUGAUUGUGCUUCCUCCAGGUUGACUAACCACACUGAGCCACGCUAGGACACUGACUUCUACCAUACCUGGAUUCCUGCAGAAGGACAACAUCCUACAGAGCAAAUGUCAGCCUUCAGCAUACGAAAACAGUCUCCUAAUCAAAGCGAUAAGAAGAGCCCCUCUGUUGCAAUUAAAAGCAGACAACAGGCUACUCAUGAUAUUAAUAAACGACGGACCCUUUUGCAAGAUAACAGCUGGAUAAAGAAGAGGCCUGAGGAGGAAAGUGCUGAUGAAAACUACGGAAGGGCUGUCCUUAACCAAUACAAAUCCCAAGAUAGCCUACACAGCAGUAGCACAAAUGAAAAGGAAGAUCAGAAAGCUGUACUUGGACGAUACAGAUCUGAUACCACCUUGGACAGAAUUCCAGCUGGAAAUGAUACUGAUAAAAUAAAUAAGUCCCCAACUCUCAAUCAUAAGCAAAACAACAGACAGUCUUGGGCUCCUAAUGCAGCAUCCACAAACACUGCAGCUACUUCUCCAAUCAAGAAAAAAAGGCAGUCUUGGAUGCCUCCUCCAGUUUCAAGUAGUAAGACCCCGACAGAAGCAGAGGAAAGCAAACGAACCUCUUCAGAAAAUUCAGAGGCUCCAACAACGGCUGCCCUUUCAUCAGAACAGGUGACCCGUCAGAAAUCAAAGUCUGAUGUGGACGAUCAGGCUACAGCAAGGAACCAAGACCUCGAUAACCUCAGCAAAGAGAAUCCAAGUUCUUUCACAAGUGACAAGGAAGGAAAAGACCUUCCUGAUUUUACUGGAAAAAAUACUGCUGAUCAGGAAAAUAAGAGAGAGGAGGACCAUGGUGAUCACACUGAAGUAAAGUCUGCUGAUGACCAAAGUAAAAAGUGGAUAAUUGAGAAAGCGUAUGAAAACCCUCCAAGGGCUCCAAAUAAUCUCCCAGAAACAAACUACUCUAGUAACAGUGAAAGAAGGACCAGCAAAUCAUCAUAUGGUGCCUAUGAAGAAAAUAUAACUGGAAAUACUAUCAAAACUGUUUAUUCUACUUCUGAUCGGAGUAUAAUUGGAAAAGAUAUAUGUACAUACUGCAGGAAGCCCUUGGGCAUAGAUGCCAAAAUGAUCUUAGAUGCCUUGCAAAUUUACUGUCACUCGACUUGCUUCAAGUGCGAAGUAUGUAAGAGACCUCUGGAAGAUCUAAAAGCUGGAGACAGCAUUUGGAUUUACAAACAAACUGUGCACUGUGAGCCUUGCUAUUCCAAAGUUAAAGAAAAAUGGAUCUACUAAUUUUGACAUACAGAACGCAUGAUGAAGAAGUUACUGUUGUUUAGUUAAUUGUACUGGCCUGUUAAUUCAAAACACUGUGGGAAAUUAUUCACUUUUACUUCUGGGAGUUUUCUAAAUGAAGUCCUACUGCAUGGUUAUCAAAGGAAUUAAUUUAACGAGAAUUUAGAUGCACUUUCAUACACACAUUGCAGGAAGCAAAACAAGAUAUUGGUCAGUAUAUUUAUCAUAUCUGUGAAAUCACAAAAUCGUACGUAAAAUCAAUGAUAAAUUACUGAAAUUUUCUGAAUGUCAGGACACUCCUACAUAUUUUGAAGGGGCUUCAUACAUGUUUUGAAGGGUAUGUAUUUUCUUUUGUGAAAACAUAUCUCCUCCAAUAUAAAGAUCUGUUGGCUUACUAUAGCAUGAACGGGAUUCAUCUCGUCAAGAUUAGCUAUUUAGAAGUCAGCAAUUCAGUUUAAACUAGUGUUUUCAUGAAGAGGGAUGUGGGUUCAUACUCCACCUUCAAGGAGAGACAUCAACCUCCAGAGGAAGGUUCCUCUCAAGUAACUUAAAUUAUAAGUUUGAAAUGAAACAAAUUAUCUUUGGAAAAUGCAUCUCUAUUACUGCAGGAGGAUUCUAGACAAAAAUUGAUAGAGGGUUUUAAGUAGAACAACCCCACUCCAUGUUUGUAAUUUUGGUAACUAUUUUAUCAUCAUUUUUUUAAGAAGUGCACACUUAAUAGUUGACAUGAAAUAAUGAAAUACAUACUUUGCAUGAUAUUAUGCUGUAUUUGUCUUUCCUACUUUAUUAAAUUGACUAUCUAAACACUUUGGAUGGAUUCAUCUCGCCUAAAUUUAUAUAUCUACAGUGUAGACUUUUGUUUCUGAGUAACUUGAUCUAUUCUGUUUUAUAUAGAGAAGCAGACAUUUUUAGGAAGCAAUUCAAUUGGUCAGAUUGCAAACGUCCAUUUUACUGUGACGUUAACCCUGUAUGAAUGUACAUCUUACUUCCACAGUUUGCAAAGGAACCUGGAAUGAAGAGCUCAGAUUUCUAGACAUCUACACUAGGUCAGAUACACUCCUUCCUUUGAGACUACAGUGAAAAUAUUUUCCUUUUGGAGAGUAUAUGUGUAUACAAGUAUAGAAAUCAAAAGAAGAAUUCAUGCUUUGUUGUAAUAUGUUGCCGAAAAUAAUCAAUAGUUCAGUAGCUUACUGGACAGACGAAGGUAUUGACUACUAGUCUUUGUCAUGAGAUGCUUAGAAGAUUAUGGUUAUUCAGAACUGAUUUUUCUGCCUUACAUCUCAGUUUUAAAGGACUUCCUGGAUAUGACCAUGACAGAGUUAGUGUUUGGAGGCUACUGGACCUAGGCAAGAGCUUAGAAGCAUGCGAAGUAUUAAAGCCAUAGAUUAAUAAUGGUGAGUGGCUGUCCCAGUCAAAUUCUCUCUCCAUGACUGCACAUUUCAUAGUGGAGGCAGGAGGUAUGGAUGUCAGUGUAAUUUAAACCAUUGGGCCUGCAGCUGGAUAAGGAUGUAAUCGAUCUUGUCUGGCUUAAAGGAUGUUCAGACUGAUUAUGCAAUGGAGACAUGAGACAGUGGAUAUUUUGUUUUGUUAAUUUUAUGAAUACCUUAUGAAUUAAUGUCAGUAGCUCAAAUAAAUCUGUAGUUAUUGAUA